Messenger RNA from Strongylocentrotus purpuratus (purple sea urchin), 1591 nucleotides. Its product is annotated as cytosolic Fe-S cluster assembly factor NUBP2 homolog. Gene Ontology annotation, molecular function: ATP binding; ATP-dependent FeS chaperone activity; iron-sulfur cluster binding. Gene Ontology annotation, biological process: iron-sulfur cluster assembly. The transcript is spliced from 10 exons. Gene Ontology annotation, cellular component: cytosol. NCBI's taxonomy places the organism in Eukaryota, Metazoa, Echinodermata, Echinoidea, Camarodonta, Strongylocentrotidae. The record is from RefSeq and is a predicted model, not a curated record. The coding region runs from base 282 to 1223 and encodes 313 amino acids.
UCACCACCACUGGUCAAAUUUCCCGGACUAUCUGCGAAGUUUUAGACACAAAUAUGUUAAUGUGUGGGACUUGUAAAAAAGCAUUAUGCAACUUGCAUUCACACACGUAAGACGCAGACGUUUUGCUGAAUGAAGCUGGAACUGCGUUGCAUGGACCAAAGGCAAGAAUCCAGAUUUACUGAUGAUGACUGCUCAGCCUUAGAAGACCGACUAAUUUUUUUUAACUGUGAAUGACAAUCAAAGAGCGCAACCUGCAGAGGAUCCUCUGACUGAGAGUAAGAAUGAAUUCAUCAGACGGCAAACAAGACAAUGAUGCACAGCUGUCUGGAUGUCCAGCAGAAACUGAACUAGCUGGGAGAGCUUCAAUGUGUGAAGGAUGUCCUGGACAGGCAUUGUGUCAACAGCAAGGUGGUGUAGACCCGGACCAAGAGUUCAUCGAUGUGAGGAUGAAUGCCAUUCAACAUAAAAUACUUAUUGUGUCAGGGAAAGGAGGUGUUGGAAAAUCUACAGUGGCAGCAUCACUUGCUCUUGCAUUAGCUCAGCAGAAUAAGAAGGUGGGGAUUCUAGAUGUUGACAUCUGCGGUCCAAGCAUUUCACAGCUCAUGUCUGUCCAAGGUCAAAAGGUCAUCAACACACAAUGGGGAUGGAAACCUUUACAGUCUAAACAUGGCGGCAUUAAAGUGAUGUCUGUAGCAUCUCUAUUGGACCAAGCAGAUAGUGCUGUGGUGUGGAGAGGGCCUAGGAAGACUCACAUGAUCAAACAAUUCCUCAAGAACACCUUCUGGGGCAAACUUGACUACCUCAUCAUAGAUACCCCACCAGGCACCAGCGAUGAGCAUCUGACCAUCUUGAAGGUGCUAAGGAACACAAGGCCUGAUGGAGCAGUCAUCGUCACCACUCCACAGACGGUCGCCAUGGAUACCAUAUACAAGGAGAUUGAUUUCUGCAAGAAGAUGAAGCUUCCUAUCUUAGGACUGGUGGAAAACAUGAGUGGUUUUGUGUGCCCCUGCUGUCAGGAGGUUACCCGUGUGUUUUCUGGUGAUGGAGUAGAAACGUUGGCCAAGGAAUCAAAUCUCAAAAUUCUAGAGAGAUUACCACUUGAUCAGGCCCUGGUACGAUGCUGUGAAAAUGGAGAGAGUAUCUUUGAGUGCCACCCUGAUUCCAGCAUAGUGAAGUCUUUGGAAAGUUUAGCACAACGGUUCCUGGAACUCCCUUACAGAUAACAUCCAACGAAGGGAUUUUGUAAAGAAAUAAUGUGAUGCUGCAUUAAGAGAAGCAGAUUCUUGAUUGGGAUCACUCUGUUAUACACAAUAUAUAUAUAUAUAUAUAUAUGAUAAAAAGAGUGCAUUUGUAAUUUCUGUUGUAUGACACAUGCUCUGGCAACAAUAUCUAGCUUUACCCUUUAAUGGAUACACCAAUACAGGAUGCUAUACUGCAUAUAGGCCUAUUCCAUAAUCUUUUGUGGUAUUCAUGGAGGUUUUAUCUUAUGUGUUUUAUCAAUAAAUCUGUAUCUAAAUUUGAUGUCAUGGAAUGUUUAUAAAAUCAAUGAUCAUAUGGUAUUACAAAUAAAUUGUUAUUUUGAAUUAAACCA